Molecule: messenger RNA, 1203 nt
Organism: Melanotaenia boesemani (Boeseman's rainbowfish)
Lineage: Eukaryota; Metazoa; Chordata; Actinopteri; Atheriniformes; Melanotaeniidae
Gene: popdc3
Product: popeye domain containing 3
Exons: 3
Coding region: 82-969 (295 amino acids)
Cellular component (GO): sarcolemma
Molecular function (GO): cAMP binding
Source: RefSeq, a predicted model, not a curated record
GCGUGAGUCUUGGUUGUGUCCGCUGUAACUGCUACAUGGUCACUCAAAGGGUCUGGGUGCAGUUUGUUCCCCUCUUCUAAAAUGGAGCUAGCGGAGCUGGAAGCCAUGAAUUUGACGGUGGACGCGUCUUCAGCGCAGCCUUUCUGUGAGGAGUGGAGGGACGGCACCGAAGGCUCCGUGUUCCACCUCUCCCACAUCUUCCUGGUCCUCGGCUUCAUGGGCGGCAGCGGCUUUUACGGGCGUCUUUACAUGUUUAGCUUCCUGACUCUGGGCUUCUUCUGCGCCUCUCUGUGGGCAUGGUCGGACCCCUGCACCACUGACUCGUUCCUGUGGAGCUUUGCGCUCUUCGGGGUGUGUUUAGGUCAGGCUGUGUACGUUGCCUACAGGCUGAGGAGCCUCUCCUUCGACAAAGAUUUGCAGGAUCUUUACAACUGCCUGUUUAAAAGACUCGGAGUGUCGCUCGCGCAGUUUGGGAAGAUUGCAGCGUCUAGUGAUGCAGAGGUUCUCAUGUUGGAGAAGGACCACUGCUUUGCUGUGGAAGGAAAAACGGCCAUAGACAAGCUGUCCGUCUUGCUGUCUGGCAGAGUCCGUGUGACCGUUAAUGGAGAGUUCCUUCAUUAUAUCUACCCUUUUCAGUUUCUGGAUUCACCUGAAUGGGACUCUCUGAGGCCGUCAGAGGAGGGUGUUUUCCAGGUGACCCUGCGUGCCGACAGCCCCUGUCGAUAUAUAGCAUGGAGAAGGAAGAAACUCUACCUGCUCUUUGCUAAUCAUCGGUACAUUGCUAGGAUCUUUGCGCUGGUUGUGCGCAACGACAUUGCCGAGAAGUUGUUCUCACUGAAUGACAAGACAUUUGAUAAGUCAGGACACCGCUAUGAUCUCCGCUUACCCAGCUGCUGGCACAUACCAGGGACAGAUUUAGACCAGUCACAUGAUGUCCUGCAAGUGCCUGUGCAGGGUGGAAAGGGCUGAAUAUGCACACAAACAUGUACACUCCCAGGUCUUCAGCAUACGGAGCAGAUGUUUCUGAUGGAUCUUCAGUAAAAACAGGUCUAACCUGAGAGCUUGGAAACUUUCAAGUGCUCAUAUGAGUUGUAUUUUCCCUUCCAGUGGUUUUAGUUCAUGUUUGAUUAUUUUGUACCGUAGAAAUAAACAAUACCUUUUUAUUCUUUGUAGAUGUGAUGCUGGACUACAGUGCAAACAAUA